UCCUGGUUUCUCCAGCACCCAGUGUUGUGCAAUCAGCAGCCUUUGCCUUGUCCAACCUUGCCAGAGGGAAAGACAGUUAUAUCAAGACCCUGAUGGAGGGGGGUGUUGCACAGCCAUUGAUACAGUUGCUACACCUCGAUAGAGACCAGGGUACCAUGUCAGAAGCGGCCUGGACACUCACCUACCUCACAGCAGGGGGUGAGUAUGAGCAGACCUUUGUAUCACUAGGACUCAUCCCACGAGUGGUCGCAGCUUUGGACAAACUGUCCAAUCAGACACCUCACGACUCAGUGGUGGUCACACCACUGGUCAGGUGCCUUGGCAACAUCUGUAGUGGUCCCGAGGAGCUGAUUGCCAUGGCGACCGCUGAUGGGAGUCUCCUCCCAUCCAUUAGCCGCCUGCUCCAGUCAGAUCAUCGGCACAUCAAGAAGGAAACGUUAUGGGCACUCAGCAACAUGACAGAGGUUGCCAGUGUCUGUCAGCAGUUGGUUAGUCUUGGUAUGCUCCCCAGUAUCGUCUCGUGCCUUGAAAAUACUUAUGACAUCAAGAGGGAAGCUGUGGUGUGUCUAUGCAAUCUAGCCUACCAAGGAGCCGCAUUCUGUCAGAAGUUGCUGCAUUAUGGAGCAUUCCCCGGUGUCAUCAGCAUGCUCAAGAAUCAAGACCUUGAUGCCAUAGGUCUCGCCUUGGGUUUCUCAGAUAUGAUCUUGAAAAGUGACAGUAAUGCCAAGCACCUCUUUGAGGAAAGUGGAGGACUGACGCUGCUGGAACCCUUGGAGUACCACAACAACCCUGAGAUACAGAGGCAGGUGGCCGAGUUUCUGGAGGUUUAUUUCUACCAAGACGAGGAGGAUACGUGAGCGUCAGGUCAAGGGACAAGUUGCAUCUGCAUAAGAGUAUUUUGAUGGUGUAAUUAUUGUCGGUUGAUGACAUGGUUAAUAUUGUUCUAAUCUCGUAGUUUUGGGGAACCAGUAUACGUGUGUGGACAGUUGCCAUUGGGACCAAACACGUUUUGUGUGGAGACAAGUCCCACAGUUUGGUCCAGUUCUCCCAGACAGUAAAAUUCUUUCUCUCAUAUGUCUCCAGGCAGGGUAGAUGUACUGUGCUACUGAAUCUAAACUCAAGGGUUCUGAACGUGUACCAGAAAUUCUACACGUGAAUAGUUUAGAGAGCUGUCUCUGCAUCUCUAGUGCUCAAAAGAUGUUCAGUUUGUGAAGAGGACGGGUAGGUGUUACCUUCCACCCAUGAUGUCGACACGUUCAGUAUUUCCCUAUUUCUUUAGCUUAAUAUUUUUUUGCACAAUAGCAUGCAGUGCUUUGUUUUACCUGGUGGCUCUUGGCUCUUAAAUGUUUGUGAUCAGCAGAUAGUGGGAACCAAUGAUGGUGGCUUUGACCAACCUAAGAUAAGAAACCAUUUAUCAACAGCAGUCAGCAUUGACCAGUGGUUGACUAGUGGUCGCUGAUGGAACUUGGCCAGUGCUGGCAGAGCUGUAAGUAGGGGUAAUUCCAGAAAUUAGGGCACCAAAAGUGGGACAUUUUUAUGUCCUUGUUACAUCUGACCUUUGU
Molecule: messenger RNA, 1562 nt
Organism: Acanthaster planci (crown-of-thorns starfish)
Lineage: Eukaryota; Metazoa; Echinodermata; Asteroidea; Valvatida; Acanthasteridae
Biological process (GO): protein import into nucleus
Cellular component (GO): cytoplasm
Molecular function (GO): protein binding; nuclear import signal receptor activity
Source: RefSeq, a predicted model, not a curated record